Aureobasidium namibiae CBS 147.97 is the source of this 1473-nucleotide messenger RNA. RefSeq names its product Six-hairpin glycosidase. The transcript has a single exon. Lineage: Eukaryota; Fungi; Ascomycota; Dothideomycetes; Dothideales; Saccotheciaceae. The record is from RefSeq and is a predicted model, not a curated record. The coding region runs from base 1 to 1473 and encodes 490 amino acids. Gene Ontology annotation, biological process: carbohydrate metabolic process.
AUGGUGGACGCCCUGGAUGUUAUGCAAUCUCAGUUCUACGAGCUAUGGAUCGGGACAUGGCCUUCAUCAAUCGAUUGGACCGGUGCUGUGAUCAACACUGCUGUUUCUUCCACGGUCAAAAGCAUUGCCCGAGCAAGCAGCAAAACUAAAGAUGAUCACUUCUCGAAGAUGAUCAACAAGUACUUCUCCCACAACGCAGCCUACUACUUUGGAGAAGACUCCUUCAGCAUCCGCAAUGAAGCCUACGAUGAUAUCCUAUGGACGGUUUUGGAGUGGCUUGAGAACAUAAAGACGAUCGAAUAUCGCAACAGUACAGACCCAGCAUGGCAUGGUGUCCAAUUCAUUCCUGCCUUCAGUCACCGUGCGCGAUUAUUCUGGGAUCUUGCUUCCCAAGGCUGGGACAAUGAUCUCUGCGGAGGUGGCAUGCUUUGGAAUCCCAGACUUCUGCCAUACAAGAACACGAUCACGAAUCAACUGUUCAUUUCAGCUUCAGUCGCUAUGUAUCUUUCUUCUCCUGGCGAUGCUAUCGAUUUUCCCUUCUUGGCUUCUGACCCACACACGUUUGGUUCCAUGCCAGGACGGCCACAUGAUCAAAAGUACCUUAAAGCUGCUAUCGAGGGUUACUCUUGGCUUGAGCAGAGCAACAUGACCAACACCAAUGGCCUUUACGUUGACGGCUACCACAUCAAAGGCUACAACAUGAAAAACGGAAGCGUCGGCACAGGAAAAUGCGACGAGCGUAAUGAAAUGGUAUACACCUAUAACCAAGGUGUGAUCCUAUCCGGCCAGCGAGGUCUCUGGGAAGCAACUGGAAACACUGGCUACUUGGAUGACGGGUACAGCCUGAUACGCAACGUUAUGGCAUCCACAGGCUGGUCCUGGUCUGGAGAGUCACACUCGCCAGUCCACAAAUCAAGCGGCUGGGCUGGACUGGGCCAACAUGGAAUUCUAGAGGAGUUAUGCGAUCGCAGCGGCACAUGUAGUCAAGAUUCUCAGACUUUCAAGGGCAUCUUCUUCCAACACUUGACACAAUUUUGCGAAGCAUUGCCACUGAACGCAACCAUCCCUGGCCAGACGCAUGUAGCAAGCAAGCAGCUCAGAGAGAGGCACGACGAAUUCUGCAAAACGGUGGGUCAGUGGGUCGCACACAAUGCGGAAGCUGCACUGAGUACGAAGAAUGCAUCUGGUCUUUUUGGCAUGUGGUGGGGUCAUGAUUAUGCCGCCGCGGACUACCCAGAGAAUCUCCCUACCCACGCCAUCGACUAUCGAAACGAUGCAUCCGUUUUGUCAACAGUAGAGUGGGCAUUAUCGCAACAUUCACGCUCGAUGGACGAUACAGGCGUUCAUGCAGAGGUGAGCAGUGAGAAUCUCGUGACGAGAGAUGUCAAUGAUCGUGGCAGAGGCCGUACGGUCGAGACGCAACAAGGAGGUCUUGCUGUCCUCAGGUCAUCUUGGGAGUUCUUAGACACAUGA